CUGAGCUCUCAGUCUCAACGAAAAAAGCACAACACAAUCACACUGUCAUUGUAAAAAUUUAGGCAAUCUGGUGUUGCUUGAUGAUAUGGUUAUGAUGUCAGGUGGAAGGUCCCAGCUUCUCCUGCUAGUUUUAUUUGUUGCAGUGUUUUAUCUUCUUCUUCAAGAGGAAACCACAACAGCUAACGACGUGAUAAUGUGCAAAGAGAGUGAAAGGCAAGCGCUUCUCGACUUUAAGCAAAGCCUUCAAGUUGUAGACCGGGCGGACUUUGAGGGCCUAUCUUCAUGGGAUGGAAAGGACUGUUGUGCAUGGAUGGGUGUCUUGUGCAACAGCCUUACAGGCUACGUGGAAAUGCUCCAGCUUAGCGGCUAUUUCUGGCUUGUAGCAGGUACAAUUAGUCCUUCAUUGCUUAAACUGCAGCAUUUGAGUGUUUUAGAUCUCAGUCAAAAUGAUUUUAAUGGAACUCUCAUUCCCGACUUCAUUGGUUUUCUCAAAAAUCUGACUCACCUUGAUCUCUCUCUUGCCAAUUUUAGAGGACCAAUUCCUUCUCAGCUAGGAAACCUUUCGAAGUUGGAGAUUCUUUCUCUGGGUGGUGACUUUGUCAAUCCAAAAUUAUUGAGUGUUGGAAACCUUGAGUGGCUUUCCCAUCUUACUUCUUUAAAAUACCUUGAUCUCAGUUUCACUAACCUAAGUAAGGCUAGUGAUUGGUCGCAAGUAGUUAACCAGCUUCCUUUCCUUGGAUCAUUGACCAUGAAAGAUUGUGAUCUUCCAAGUGCCUUUUCUUCAUUUCUUUCCCUCGUCAACUCUUCUACAUCUCUCACCGACCUAGAUCUGUCUGGUAACUAUCUCACUUCUUCUGCAAUAUACCCAUGGUUGUUUAAUGUUAGUAGCAACCUUGAGUUCCUUGAUCUCUCAAGGAACCACUUGAAAGGUCCAAUUCCAGAAUCUUUUGGCAACAUGGUUAAUGUGGUCUACCUUUCUGUGAGCCACAAUCAGAUUGAAGGUGGGAUAUGUAGUUCUUUUUGGAGUAUGUGUAGUUUGAAAUAUUUAGGCAUUGAGUCCAACCAUCUCAGUGCCUUCGGAUUUGUUCAGAAUACAUCUUUAUGCGCAGCUCACUCGUUGGAGUAUUUGACAUUAGCUGAGAAUCAACUCAUGGGUUCUGUGCCAAAUGAAAUGGCAAAUCUGUCAUCCUUAAUUACACUAGAUCUUGGGUACAACCAUUUAAAUGGAACCAUAAGCAAAAGCAUUGGGCAACUGUCCGACCUGAGGGUUUUACAGCUUGCAGGGAAUUCUUUUGAUAAUGUUGUGAUCUCCGAAGCUCAUUUCUCAAAUCUCACCAAAUUAAAGAAGUUAGACUUAUCCUACAGUUCGUUGACUUUAAAAUUCAACUCUGACUGGAUCCCUCCUUUUCAAUUGCAUUAUAUAUUCCUUUGCUCUUGCAAGUUAGGGCCUCGUUUCCCAGAAUGGCUUCGGACUCAAGCUAAAGUCUUUGCCCUUGAUAUCUCUGCUGCGAAAAUAUCGGAUUCCCUUUCCAUUUCGUUUUGGGACUUCUUGGGCAGAGUAAAAUACUUAAACCUCUCUUUUAACCAGAUCAACGGUACUUUCCCAAAUACUCGAGUUGAUUCCUCAUAUGGUUUUUUACAGUCCUUAAUCCUCUCCAACAACAAGUUUUUCGGUUCAAUCUCUUCAAUUUGCAGUUUUUUCAAUACAGCAGAUUUCAACUUGAUUGAUCUCUCAAAUAAUCAAUUUUCUGGGGUGGUUCCUGACUGUUUUGCACAAUUCCCAAAUUUAAUAGCUUUGAAUUUGGCUGACAACAAUUUGUCAGGCCCAAUUCCAAACUCCUUGGGAUCUUUGGCUUCUCUUCAAAUGCUCAAUUUACGUGGUAAUAGAUUCUCGGGAAAAUUACCUUCAUCUUUACAGAAUUGUACAAAGUUGAAGUUUUUGGACCUAAGUAACAAUAGAUUAUCAGGAACAAUUUCUUUAUGGAUCGGUCAAAAUUUGUCAUCCUUGGUUUUUUUAAGCCUUCAAAAUAAUCAAUUUCACGGGAAGAUACCCAAUCAACUUUGUAAAUUGAAAUAUAUUCAAAUCUUGGACCUCUCUCUAAAUAAAAUCUCUGGUACUAUACCACGAUGUCUUAGUAAUUUCACUUUUAUGACCCAAAAGGUGAAUUCAGAUCAAACGAUUGAGCAUCUCCUUACCAUAGUUCUGUCUAAUCCUUUUGAAAAAACAUUUAUUUUGAACACGUCCAUUGAGCUCAACUAUGUUGAUGAGGCAUUGCUUAUGUGGAAAGGAACAAAGCAAAUGUAUGCCAAGAUUCUUGGACUAUUAUUUGUCAUUGAUCUCUCCGGUAAUAAAUUAACAGGAGAGAUUCCUGAAGAAAUAACUAGUCUUCGGGAAUUAGUUGCUUUGAACUUAUCAAGAAACCUUCUGAGUGGCAAAAUCCCUCCAAAGAUUGGGCAGUUAAGACAAUUACAAUCGCUUGAUCUUUCAAGAAACAAUUUUUCAGGUUGCAUCCCUCCGAGCUUGUCUGAGUUAACAUUUCUAGGUAGCUUGGACUUGUCCUAUAAUUAUUUGUCAGGGAAAAUUCCAACAGGAUCUCAACUACAACUCUUUGAUCCUUCCACAUUUUCCCACAAUCACGGACUUUGUGGUCCUCCAGUUACACCAAAUUGCUCAAUGGAAACACCUCAAGGUCAACUCGAAAGAGGUGAAGAUGAUUUUGAUGAAUUCAUGAAAUGGUUUUAUGCUGGCAUGGGACUUGGAUUUGUGGUGGGUUUUUGGGGAUUUUGUGGUGCUUUCUUGUUGAAGCGUUCAUGGAGGCAUUCCUAUUUCCGUUUCUUGGACAAGGUGAAAGAUUGGCUCUAUGUUACAUAUGCUCUGCAGAAAGCAAGGUUGGAGAGGAGAAUUCAGACCUAA
Molecule: messenger RNA, 2914 nt
Organism: Theobroma cacao (cacao)
Lineage: Eukaryota; Viridiplantae; Streptophyta; Magnoliopsida; Malvales; Malvaceae
Source: RefSeq, a predicted model, not a curated record